Notothenia coriiceps (black rockcod) is the source of this 1752-nucleotide messenger RNA. Its product is annotated as leucine-rich repeat-containing protein 24-like. Gene Ontology annotation, molecular function: protein binding. The transcript has 5 exons. Bases 423 to 1184 code for a protein of 253 amino acids. The record is from RefSeq and is a predicted model, not a curated record. NCBI's taxonomy places the organism in Eukaryota, Metazoa, Chordata, Actinopteri, Perciformes, Nototheniidae.
UGCACGGGUCGGAUGAGAGGGGGAGAGGAGACAGCUGGAUGUGAGAUUUAACUGAGACACCUUAUCCGUCUCACAGCGCGGUACUGUCGGCGUGCAGAUCAGCGGCCUGCCUACCCACCGACCUGUGGUUCUUUCACGCCCCCCCCAUCACCCAUCCUUGAUGUUCUGCUGUCCUUCUUCCUCCAGCGGUUCUUCUGUUCUUAGGAUGCGACGGGCCCGCGCUGCUCGUCACAGUGAGGAAACAUCCUUCAGCCGCUGUUCUGCCUCCAGGUGCCUGGCUCCUCUUCAACAGAUAGAUGGGCUCAUCGGGAAUAUUUAGCCUGGGUUAGAAGAUUUAGAAGGCGUCGUGCAACCGGGCAGGCAUCACUGUGGGAGUGUCCUCCAUCCUCCAUAAAGCAGUAUCAGCUGACAUCAAGUAAGUGAUGGCGGUGUUCCCUCUGCUUCCUCUCUGCGUGCUGCUCCUCUCCCUCCACACUCUGGGUGGAGCGUCUCCUUCCUGUCCUGUGAGCUGCCGCUGCUACAGCCUCACAGUGGAGUGUGGCUCCACCAGCCUGAGGGACAUCCCCAAACACGUCCCCCCCUCCACACAGACCAUCUUCCUGCAGGACAAUGUGAUUGGUCAGAUCCGUCGUCAGGACCUGACUCUGUUGAAACACCUGCACUACCUGUACCUGCAGAACAACAGCAUCUCAGCAGUGGAGCCUGGCUCUUUCCAGAACCAGGGUCAGCUGUUGGAGCUGGCUCUGAACGGGAACCGGGUCCACCUGGUGACAGCUGACAUGUUCCAGGGACUCGAACAUCUGCGCAUUCUUUACCUGGCAGGAAAUGACAUCACACGCCUGCUGGACUACACCUUCCGUGGUUUACAGCGCCUGCAGGAGCUCCACCUGCAGCACAACAGCAUCGAGAUGUUAGCGGAGCAGGCUCUGGUCGGGCUCAGCUCUCUGGCUCUGCUGGACCUGAGCAGGAAUAACCUCCACACCAUCGGCCCCGCCACCCUCAGACCUCUGGUCAGCCUGCAGGUGCUGCGCAUCACAGGUGAGCACCACACACAGGAACAGCAAAUUCAUGUUUUUCUUUAUGUUUCUUUGACAACAAUAUCUGGACAGCAUUUUAUUGCUUUUGUUCAACAGACUAGCUCAGCCUUUAGUCUUUUAUAUAUAUAUAUAUAUAUAAAAGACUAAAGGCUGAGCUAUAUACUGUAUAUUGGGCUUAUUGGGUUGACAUUGUUUUUGAUUGAACCCCAACCGGAAGAUGUUUGCUCUUACACUUUACCGCUCAAUCUGCCAGGCCGUAGAGCAAGGAGGGCAAUCCACAUACGGAGAUGAAAGUUCAACACUCACUGGCAGCGACAUUCAGACUCCGCUUGAGAGAUAUGCUCAAAUAAGUGGGCUUUUAGGUCUUCUUAUGCUUGUUAGUGUUCUUAAGACAGGGCCAAAACCUUGCUGUGUUUCUCUGAAAAUGUAAAAGUUGAGUUGCUCUGAGCACCAGAACAGCAGAACACUCAGAAAGAAGGACGCUGGGUGAAGUGCUUUUUCUCGAGGCAACUGCAUACGAUGGCAUGCAAUCUCUCCUCAUUGAAAACAAAUGCAAAAACACGCUGGUGCUCAUGAAAAAGGCUCUAUGUGGAAACAGCUCCUUGCAGUCAAUGCAUUUCUCUAUGUCAGUGCAGUUUUCCGAAGAUCAAAUACAUACACACGCUUGUUCACUGAACAUGAACUCAUCGUCUUUCAGUUCUCUGAUAUGUCUCCC